Cladophialophora immunda is the source of this 1871-nucleotide messenger RNA. RefSeq lists its product as uncharacterized. The coding region runs from base 744 to 1220 and encodes 158 amino acids. The record is from RefSeq and is a predicted model, not a curated record. Gene Ontology annotation, cellular component: mediator complex. The transcript is spliced from 3 exons. NCBI's taxonomy places the organism in Eukaryota, Fungi, Ascomycota, Eurotiomycetes, Chaetothyriales, Herpotrichiellaceae. Gene Ontology annotation, biological process: regulation of transcription by RNA polymerase II. Gene Ontology annotation, molecular function: transcription coregulator activity.
GUAAUCAAGGAAGACUUGACUUUCGAGAGAAUGCUACCCAUUGCGUGGUGUCUGGUCAGAGCUUUCCAUUUUAUGUACUAGCGCAAGAGGAAGACUGCUCUAGGAGGGGGGGUUUGUUGAGACAUUUUCCCCAAGAGACCAUUGACUCCUCAGGCAUAUAUCAACCUGUUGGGUUAUGUUGAAUUGAACAAGAUCACAAGGGCAGGUGUAGUGGAUGGUGUAAAAAGAGCGCUGGUUUCUGGGUUGCCAACCGCAGCCUGUAUGCUCUACAGUAGCGGCUUACUCCAGCGGAGCAUACGAUCGUGAAGCACAAUAAGCCUGGAUUGUGCGCAACACACCAAGUUUGCACGUUACGCACGUUUCGCAAUCACAUGGCCUCGCCGUGAAGACGAUGUAGCAACCAAGUCCAGUAAUUCUUUCUCAUCACGCACAACGCUGACCGCAGCUGACUACGGCCUCAUUUCUCCUUGACCGCGAAAUGCAGGAGAUCCUGCCUGGUCCCUAGACCCUCUCCGUCGUUGCUUGAUCGCCUUGUGAGAGCUGGGUGAACCCCAAAAGGGCCAGACUCAGACAAAAGAACGGCUGAAUCUGACUUGGGGCUCCUAGGGCCCUCCGCCCCAAGGCGGCCCGGCUUGAAAUUUGGGGAGCUGUUGCAACAAGACAGUGAGUACUUCUGAGAAGGCUGAUAGGGUGGAGGCUGAAGAGUUUUAAGGCUGGGGCGGCGGACCUGGACCUUUGGCAAGAUGGAAUCGACAGCCAAAAGAGAUACAGCCUCGGACGCCGUGCCCACGGCCAAAUUCUUACAAGCCCGCAUCACUGCUCUCUCAACGACCCUGAUCAAGAGGCUCGAGAACAUCCUCGCCGUGGCUCUCGAUGACACAACCACGCAAACCGCCGCGGCGGCUGCAGGCACGGGCAAUGCUCCCCCUCCACCAUCACUGACAGACACGGCCGUCCAACAGUUCCAGCUCGACGUCGAAUCGACAGCAAUCGUCCGCGCAGCAGAGGAAAUCAUGAUGCUGACGCGGACCAUGAAGGAGAUCUGGCUCUUUGGUGGACUGGACACUCUCAAAAGCGACCACGAAGGCCGCGAUCUCAGCGGGCAGAACGAGGCAGCAAGGAGGAAGAUGGAGGAAGACGUCAAGGCGGUGGAAGAAGGGUUCAAGAAGUUUCUAGAGAAGUACGAGACGACGCUCGAGGUGACUGAAAAUAAAGAGUAACGGCUGUUAUUCAAACAUUCCUGGCUCACAAUGGACCCUUCGCAUUCUACACGUAACCAUUCAUAAGAGACCGAUAUCAAGGCACGAAUCUCUCUGUACCAAGGUAUCAGCAAGGAGAACAAACGCAACAUUUCCCAUCAACUUGAACCAAUAUGAUUUCCUCUCCAAGGACGGAUCUUCUCUUUCAACCGUACGAAACGCAUAAGCGGCGUUCCACGCUUGCUCCAAUCGCGCAAGAGACAGAAUGACCAGGUAGGUGCAGAAUCCAAGCAUAAGCACCGCGAAAACCUUGAGUGCCCCCGUUUCGCGGAUGAAUCGCGCCGCCACCAACCCCAUACGCUGCAUCAGGUAGAUUUGGAGGAGCUGCCAGACCGUGGCGAUGGUGAUUUGCCGAUCGAGUGCCGCAAUUGAGGGGGUAUCGACGAGAGCGGUUUGAUGAAGGUCUGGGGCGGCUGUCGUAGGCGAGGAGCCUUCAUUCUUUGCAGUGUUGUUCUCUGUGGUAGUUGACCGCAGGUCCGGCUCCUCAUCCGCACGCUCCAUGGUAUCUGCGGUGUACACCGGGGAGCCCUUCGAGGGCACUGGUGCGGGCAACUUCCAGGCUUUCGAGGACUUAGACCGACUUGACGCAGCCGCCGAAGCUGGAACUGGUGG